Ectocarpus sp. CCAP 1310/34 is the source of this 354-nucleotide messenger RNA. NCBI's taxonomy places the organism in Eukaryota, Phaeophyceae, Ectocarpales, Ectocarpaceae. The record is from the annotation of a GenBank genome assembly.
AUGCACGGGGCCCCUUUGAGGUUGCACCAGGUUGCACGGUCUCUGUCACGCGCACCUCCUACCGAGAGCGAAGCCGACCCAGGAGAGAGGCAUUGCCAAAAAAAGGGACAACAGGAUACAGCUCCGACCUUCUGCAAACUGCGAAGGCCCCAUCCAAUGGCGCAGACGGACCGUGAGGCACUGGGUGCCUUCUACAACGCAACCGGUGGGCCUAACUGGGAGCACAACAAUAACUGGAACGCGGAUGCCGACCCCUCGGAAUGGCUAGGAAUCGAAACCAACGACCAGGGCCGUGUUGUGCGUCUAUCUCUGGGCUCCAACAACCUGCAAGGUAUUUCACGGUUUAGUCUAUGA